AUGUGCAGUGUGUCAAUUUCGGUGGAAGCUCAACAGUCCACACAAGUCAUAACUAGUGACGCAUAUCAGACAACAGGAUGCUACAACCUUUUAUGUGCAGGAUUUGUGCAAACAAAUAGUAGGGUGGCCAUCGGAGCUGCCAUUUCUCCAGUGUCCUUACUCAACAACAAUCAAUAUGAUAUCACCAUCCUUAUUUGGAAGGAUCCAAAGCUUGGGAAUUGGUGGAUGGGUCUUGGAGAUAACACAUUGAUAGGAUAUUGGCCAGCAGAGUUGUUCACACACCUAGCAGACCAUGCCACCAUGGUGGAGUGGGGUGGUGAGGUGGUGAACUCAAGGGCCAAAGGUGAGCACACAUCAACCCAAAUGGGCUCUGGCCAUUUUGCCCAAGACGGGUUUGGAAAAACUAGUUACUUCCGUAACUUGGAGAUUGUGGAUUCUGAUAAUAGUCUUAGCUCAGUGCAAGACAUAUCGACCCUCACUGAAAACAUAAAUUGUUACAACAUCGAGAGCUCCUACAACAGUGAAUGGGGCACCCAUUUUUACUACGGGGGACCAGGGAACAACCCUCAGUGUCCAUGAUGAUUCUUUACCAGCCAAAUUCUUCUUUUUUAUUCAAAAUUGUAUGUAUUAUGUUGUGUCCACUCUUGUUUUGGCUAGUUCCCCAUUUGUUUUUAUAUCCAUGAUGUGAGAAAGCGAUGUAUGUGUAAAUAAGACUAAAGCAUCAAACA
Ilex paraguariensis (yerba mate) is the source of this 728-nucleotide messenger RNA. Lineage: Eukaryota; Viridiplantae; Streptophyta; Magnoliopsida; Aquifoliales; Aquifoliaceae. The record is from the annotation of a GenBank genome assembly.